This is a messenger RNA of Aspergillus fumigatus Af293, 1215 nucleotides long. The record is from RefSeq and is a predicted model, not a curated record. Lineage: Eukaryota; Fungi; Ascomycota; Eurotiomycetes; Eurotiales; Aspergillaceae.
AUGGCCUCGCAAGUGGAUGGAAAGUACGCCUGGAUCGUUGUCGCAGCUGUCUUCUGGAAUAAUGCUCACCACUGGGGGAUACUUUCUAGUUAUGGAGUCUUCCUCGCCUAUUUCAUCUCGCACUCCACAUUUUCCGGCAGCAGAACCCUCGACUAUGCCUUCAUUGGAGGUCUUUCUGCAUCCCAGGCACUGAUCAUCUCACCCCUGGUCACCAUCCUUCAUCGCCGGUUUGGCCUCAGGGCCACAAUGGCUAUUGGCAUCCUGCUAGAAACCGCAGCCUUCCUGGGAGCGUCUUGGAGCAACAAGAUUUGGCAACUCUAUCUGAGCCAAGGCGUCUGCUUCGGCUGGGGUCUGGGGCUACAGUAUCUCUCGACCACAUAUCUGAUCCCCCAAUGGUUUAGCCGAAAACGCAGUCUAGCGGCUGGUAUUGCGACUGGUGGCAGUGGAACUGGGGGGCUGAUAUACUCCCUGGCCACGCAUGCCAUGCUGGCGCGGUUCAGCAUCGGGUGGUCCUAUCGCAUUCUCGCUAUUUGCCAGCUGGUCGUCAACUCAUUCUGCCUACUGGUUAUCCGUGACCGAAGUGCUCAGGACCACUCCAGCUCGCGGACAUUGAAGAUCAACUUCAGCCUGUGCGCCCGAUACGAGAUGUGGCUGUAUAUCGGCUGGAGCUUCCUCAGUGUUAUGGGAUUUAUGGUGAUCUGGUUCUCCCUGGCAACAUAUGGGCGAAGUGUGGGUCUUACCUCCACGCAAGGUGCUGUCGUCACCGCCGUUAUGAACAUUGGGCAGAUGUUCGGCAGGCCUGCGGUAGGACUCCUCUCUGACGCUGUCGGACGCAUCAACGUCGCUGCAUUUGCUACCUUUGUCAGUGGGUUGCUCUGCCUCUUACUUUGGACCUUUGCCCGCACCUAUUCUGCUCUUAUAUGCUUCGCCCUAUUCGCGGGUGCUUUCUUUGGGACUUUCUGGACGGUUGUCGGUCCUCUCGCAGCAGAGGUGGUUGGUCUCGCAGAUCUGCAGUCGUGUCUGACGAUCAUGUGGUUUAUUUGCGCUAUCCCGGCAACGUGUAGGUCUCCCCACAUUCUGGAGUGUGUCUGCUAUCUGCUAACGGAGCAGUCGGGGAAACAAUCGGCCUUGGACUUCGGUCUUCCGGACCUCAUGAGUUCCUCCGAACGCAACUUUUCACUGGAUUUAUGUAUAUCGGAGCUUCUUUAUGUUUAG